AGGAGCAUUUCAUCAACGCAAGUUCAACGUUCAACGUUGUUCGACCUUGAAAACAGCGACUUUGGAAAUCAUGUACCAAAAUCAUGAAACUGAUGAUGAACAAGCCUCUCUCAUAUCUUCUCAGUCGAAGAAACCUUCUCCAGAUACCUUAACGAAACUUGUGAAGCGUCUCAGGGCACUAGCAACGAAGCUACUUCCAGUAGAAGUCGACGAGAAGAGUAUCAAUGACCCUACAAGCAGGGUUAUUACUCCCCACGUUAUAUCUGCUUUCUCUGAUGCAGCAGGUGAUUUUGGCGAAGCGCUCCCAUACUGUUUGCUCCGUGCCCGCGCGGACUUCAUGCGUGAGGGGUAUCACAACCCUGCUGAUUUUGACGAGAACCGAGGAAGAGCUGUGGCAUGCGAAGUAUUGGCUCGUCGCAUUGUUCAUCAAAGUCCAUCUGAGAAGAUCAAAUCUCUCAUGUCCACGCGGUAUAGACAUUGUGAGCCUGAUGGCGACAUCAGCGAGGCCUCAAGUGCUCUCGAAAUUGCCAUUGACACCCAUUGCACGAUAUUUUUGUCUUCUAGUGAAGCGCAAAGCGUUGUCAAGUCUUUGUGGAACGGAGAGCUUGUACAGACACUAACAGAUCAGGAUGAUAUCCAAUAUAUAUCCUACCACAAAUCGCGGCAAACUGGGUUCUGGGGUCACAUGGACCCUUCACGCAUUUCUGUUCCCCGGUACCAGAACUUCCUCCGUAUUGUGAUUUGGUUUUUCUUUCUCGUUGUGUACUCUCAAGCUGUUCGUCAACCGCUGGAACGACUUGACCCCGACCACACGGUGGUUGAUGUCUGGGAAAUUAUAUUGUAUGUUAUGGCGCUGGCAUUCUCACUUGAAGACACAAACAGGUUUUACAAACUAUUCAGAUAUGCAACCUAUCGCGCUUUUGGAUUUUGGAAUGUCGUCGCCUUCAUAACGGAUUCCUUGUUACUGGCUGCAUGUUCACUUCGCAUUGCUGGCCUUUACGUCAUGGGAGAUCAGUCCAACACCUUACGCUUGAGGAGUUUUCAAGUCUUGAGUUUCGUUGCUCCGUUCAUAUGGAUGAAACUCAUUACAGUCUUCGAUGGUUACCAGUAUGUUGGAACAAUGCAAAUAUGUGUGGCUCGCAUGCUACAAGAGUCUGGCAUCUUCUUCGCGCUAUUGUCAGUGCUCGGGAUUGGCUUCUUGCAGAGUCUAUAUGCUAUAGAUGCCGCUGACGGGUCAACCGAAGAUGCAUCAGUCAUCAUUCAUGUCCUUGUUCAAGGCCUACUUCAGUCUCCCAACUACGAAAAGUUCUCGGCCAGCCCUGUGGGACUUGCGUUGUACUACCUCUGGAAUAUCACAACAGCGAUUAUCCUGCUCAAUGUCCUCAUUUCUUUGUUUGCCUCUGCGUACUCUGAUGUCAUCGAGGAUGCUGAAGCAGAGUAUAUGACAUUCUAUGCUGGGAAAACUGUUGCCAUGAUUCGCGCCCCUGAUUCGUAUGUCUAUCCUGCGCCAUUCAAUCUAGUGGAGUUUUUCUUCGUAGCGCCUUUUGAAAUGUUCACCUCGAAACCUGAGUCAUAUGCAAAGCUCAAUCGGGUCGUUAUGAGCGUAAUUUUCUUCGUUCCGUUGACUUUCAUCGCGCUUUUCGAGACUUCAAAUAUGAGAAAGUCAUGGGUGGUCAACUGGCUUCAUGCAGAAGACGAGGUCGACACCGAAAACCCCGCUGUUCUGGAUCCUGUAGUCGAGGGGCCGGACGCAGACCAAGGCUUGGAGAUCACCAGAAUCCCCUUUGAUGAGCUUGUCAAGAGGUUGCCCAAUACCGAACAAUCUAGCGAAGCUUCGAUUGUAAAAGAGAUUAGAGAAAUUCAGGCAAGGUUGGAGGUGUUGAUGAACAAAGUGGACCGUUUACACACCUAAACAAGCAAUCCGUUCGCCUUCGGACGUGGACAUUUUAGGUGGAUGAUCUAAAUUACCGGAUUGGAGUAAACUACUUUUUUUUCUUCGUUUACAGAUGGAAAUAUAUCGAUCCUGUGGAAAUCGCGAUGCAGCGCAAAUGGAUCUGUGCACGAUGUGCUGUUGGUGCGCUGAGUUGAAACCAAACUGGUUGAAAGUUGUAGCGUAAUAUGUAAUGUUGCAGGCAUCGACAGAUUCAUGAUUCAUGGUAGAGAAGGUUGAAAGGCCUUCCGGGAAUACAAUGAAUCUCCUCCAUUUGAGAAACUCCGAUCUAGUCACCGAACCGUCGGACAUAGAUCUGCGAUGCGGACGCACGCGUUACGGAAUCAAACUGUUCAAGUCG
Molecule: messenger RNA, 2291 nt
Organism: Suillus paluster
Lineage: Eukaryota; Fungi; Basidiomycota; Agaricomycetes; Boletales; Suillaceae
Exons: 24
Coding region: 71-1912 (613 amino acids)
Source: RefSeq, a predicted model, not a curated record